This is a messenger RNA of Selaginella moellendorffii, 1706 nucleotides long. Its product is annotated as protein SLOW WALKER 1. The record is from RefSeq and is a predicted model, not a curated record. The transcript is spliced from 14 exons. Gene Ontology annotation, cellular component: nucleolus. Lineage: Eukaryota; Viridiplantae; Streptophyta; Lycopodiopsida; Selaginellales; Selaginellaceae. Gene Ontology annotation, biological process: rRNA processing; positive regulation of transcription by RNA polymerase I. Gene Ontology annotation, molecular function: protein binding. Bases 24 to 1556 code for a protein of 510 amino acids.
UUUCUUCUUCUUUCUUUCGAUCAAUGGAGGCGGCGUCGAGCUACGUUCCCGUCGGGAAGAAGCAGCUGCCGAAAUCGCGCAAUCCCCUCACUGCCGAUUCGAAGUUCUGGAGGCGAUUCAAGAGCAGGAUCGUCGACGAGCAGAAAUUCGCGGUUACCUGCGUGGAUUUCUGUCCGGUUUUUCCUCACGAUUUUGUGGUCACAGCGUCCACCAGGGUUGUGGUUUACGAUGGAGCUUCGUGUCAAGUGAAGAAAACGAUAUCGAGAUUCACCGAUUUGGCGUACUCUGGAAGCUUUCGUCCCGAUGGACAGUUGAUCAUGGCUGGUGGCGAAACCGGGUUGAUUCAGAUCUUCGAUGCCAAUAGUCGGAUAACGCUCCGGCAAUUGAAAGGUCACUCCAGAGCUGUGCGUUGGGUUCGCUACUCGGAAUCAGACAAGCUUCACGUGUUAUCUGGAAGUGAUGAUAAUUCGGUCCGGUGGUGGGAUGUUGCUAGUGAGGAAGCAGUGGUGAAAUUCCAGGAGCACACGGAUUACGUUCGUUGCGGUUCAUACAACCCAGCGAGUCCUGGGAUAUGGGUCACUGGGUCCUACGACCACACUGUGCGAAUGUGGGACACUCGGACUGCAAAAUCCGUAUCGCUGCUGCAGCAUGAUAAGCCCUUGGAAGAUGUUCUCUUUUUUCCUUCUGGAAGUCUUCUCGCAACUGCCGGUGGAAACAUGGUGAAGAUUUGGGACGUGGUGGCUGGAAAGGUUUUGACGGUCCUCGGGAAUCAUCAGAAAACUGUGAAGAAGCUAAAGCUAACGACACCUAGCGAGUCGGAAUCCAGACUUCUCACGGCAUCGUUGGAUGGGCUGCUGAAGGUUUUUGAUAUCGAAGAUUUCAAGGUGGUUCAUGCUGCAAAAUAUCCAGGCCCGAUAUUGGCAAUGGAUGUUUCCCCAUCGUGUACCUCGCUGGCCGUUGGAACAGCAUCAGGUUUGCUUUCUGUGCGUCAAAGGAAGAGCGUAAUCAGCGAAGAGAGAGCCACUCAGGCUCUUGAAGUCAGCGGGCAAGAACAGAAGCAAGUGUUGCGGCCUAGCAACUUCAGAUAUUUUCUACGUGGGGCUGCCGAAAAAGCAUCUGAUGACGAUUAUGUUCUUGGUAGCACAAAAAGAGCUUUGCGCCAAGAACACGACUGGCUAUUACUCAAAUUUCGAUACAAGGACGCUCUGCUCGCGGCUUUGAAUACAAAGGAUCCAACGGUGGUGGUUGCUGUAAUUGAAGAACUAGUAGCUCGCAAGGGAUUAGUGCAAGCAUUUUCGAAUUUGGAAGUAGGAGAACUGGAAAUUCUUUUGGCGUUCCUGACAAAGCAUGUUGCGUCGCCAAAGUAUUCACGGCUUUUAGUUCCUGCUGCCCAUAGCGUAUUUGAUACAUGCGCCACAAGCUUUGCAGCUUCUCAAUCGCUGAAACAACAGGUUACGAAGCUGAAAUACGCGGUGGAGGAAGAAGUGAGGUUGCAGGAGUCACUGCAAUCCUUUCAAGGAAUGCUACAGACGCUUGUUCAAGCAGCAGUUCACUGAAGCUGCUUGGAACCAUUUCUAAUUUUUGCUGCCACCGAAUCGGGUAUGAGAAAACAUUCGAUUCGUGCGGUGUUCAGGGACAGAGGAACAUAAGAAAGCGUUAAGUUUUGUUUUUGUUUUCUUCAAAUAGGUGCUGAAAGAGGUUCGUAA